CACUUGGCGGCCCUCCCAUGGCCGUGUGGGCUGCACUCUUGUACGCUACAAAACUUUUCUUCCCUCCUCACCUCCUCAACACUUCCAAAUUAACCCUAUGCACCAUUGAUCGCCCAAUGCUGCUGACAAAACACACCACAGCUUGACGUGCCCUCUCGCAUAAUUUGAGCAGUGUUUCCUCGUUCCCUUGUCCAUUGGUGUUAGUUUACAUUCUUUCCCUAGCCCCCCCAAUCAACAGUGUUGGAAACACAAGCACAGGAAUAGGUCAUGGAUGAUAAUAAGGAGAAAGAGCAUGAGCAUGAGCAUGAGCAUGAGAAGCAUGAUGGGACUGACAUUGAGGAAGAAGAAGAGGAUGAAGAAGGUCACAAACGCGUUGUCGUUCUUGGGCCCCAAGUCCCCCUCAAGGAACAGCUCGAGCUCGACAAGGAUGAUGAGAGCCUGAGGAGGUGGAAGGAGCAACUCCUUGGGCAAGUUGACACAGAGCAGCUCGGAGAAACUGCGGAGCCAGAGGUUAAGGUGCUUAACCUGACCAUCCUAUCACCGGGCCGGCCAGAUCUAGUCCUACCAAUCCCAUUCCAGGCAGACGAUAAGGGCUAUGCAUUUACACUCAAGGAUGGCAGCCUCUAUAGCUUCCGUUUCUCCUUCACUGUCUCCAACAACAUCGUGUCAGGCCUCAAGUACACCAACACCGUCUGGAAGACUGGAGUAAGAGUGGAGAACCAGAAGAUGAUGCUGGGGACAUUCAGUCCCCAGCUAGAGCCGUACGUCUACGAGGGUGAAGAAGAGACCACACCUGCUGGCAUUUUUGCAAGAGGUUCAUAUUCUGCUAAACUAAAGUUUUUUGAUGAUGAUGGCAAGUGCUAUUUGGAGACGAGUUACUACUUUGAGAUUAGAAAAGAGUGGCCAGCAACCCAAUGAUAUGGAGCAGUGUUGGCUUCUCUAAAUAUGUUAGAACUAUUAGUUAAGACAAGCAGAAGAUCUAUUCUAUUGCUUCUAGAGAAUGAUUGCUUCACAUGUCAUCGCUGUUAACCACCUUGUAAUUUGCUUUGAGUCCAUUAUUUUACGCUCUCUGUUGCACAAUAUUGUUAAUUCACAUUAUAGAAUCAGUCAUGUAUGAAGAUUUGAAGAUAUAUUUAUGUACUGAUGACCUUCUUGUUUC
Molecule: messenger RNA, 1159 nt
Organism: Sorghum bicolor (sorghum)
Lineage: Eukaryota; Viridiplantae; Streptophyta; Magnoliopsida; Poales; Poaceae
Product: rho GDP-dissociation inhibitor 1
Exons: 5
Coding region: 268-918 (216 amino acids)
Biological process (GO): Rho protein signal transduction
Cellular component (GO): cytoplasm; membrane; cytosol
Molecular function (GO): Rho GDP-dissociation inhibitor activity; protein binding
Source: RefSeq, a predicted model, not a curated record